AUGGCAGUCCAGAGUGCCUCUCUGGCACCCCCGAGUGCCACGCCCUCUGCGCCCCCUCCUUCACACUCUCACUCCACAGCAUUGGUGCCCUCAUUAGGACUUGGGACGAUAAUGAACCCAACACCUGGCUUGAUCAUGUCAACAACAAGACCUCGCCCUCGUCUGAGAAGCAAUCCUUGGGGCUUACAAGUUGAGCCCAGACCGGUGGAGGCAGAAAUGGAGGACUGUGCCCAAGGAGGCCCCUGCCCUCACAUAGCUCCAGACCCGUUUCACGUGCCUGCAAGGACUACCUCUGCACAGCCAGUGCCACUUGAGGGUGCCAGGCAGUGCCAGGCUCCAUCUCUCAUGUAUGUUGAGCUACGUUCAAGUCCUUCCCCUAAGCCAGGAACGGCCUCAGUGCCAGUGCUAAGGCAAGACUCGAGUCCUCCUCCUGGAGCUCUAAGUCCUGGUCGUUCUCCCUCCACUGGCUUGGCCCCACUACCCAUGCCUGCAGUCAAGGAAGAGCCAAUUCCAAUAGGAAUCCUCCAGGACACCCAUGACCAUAGUGGACACUCCACCAAUGGUGUGGCCUCGCAGGCCGCCCCAGAGUCGGUCAUCCCCACGGGUAAGCCCAUCCCGAAUACCAUUACCCCAUCUAAUCCCCCUCCGUCGCCGCUAACCGGUCCCGGGGUAAUGACUUUGCCGAGUCCUAUUUGGCUGAAGAAUUCAGGGAACCGAGCCACGCAGCAUUAG
This is a messenger RNA of Macrobrachium nipponense, 732 nucleotides long. RefSeq lists its product as uncharacterized. NCBI's taxonomy places the organism in Eukaryota, Metazoa, Arthropoda, Malacostraca, Decapoda, Palaemonidae. The transcript is spliced from 2 exons. Bases 1 to 732 code for a protein of 243 amino acids. The record is from RefSeq and is a predicted model, not a curated record.